AGGAGCCUGGACGCAGCUUUCCAGCUGGAGACCUACCUGGGAGACCUGGCCGAGGUGGAGGCCUGGCUGGGGGAGCAGGAGCUGCUGCUGCUGAGCCAGGACAAGGGGAAGGACGAGCAGAGCACCCUCCAGCUCCUCAAGAAGCACCUUCAGACCGAGCAAACCGUGGACAACUACGAGGAGACCAUUGCCCAACUGUCCCGCCAGUGCCGGGCCCUCCUGGACCUGGGCCACCCCCAGAGUGAGCAGGUCAGCAGGAGACAGUCCCAGGUCGACCGACUCUACGUGUCCUUGAAGGACCUGGUGGAGGAGAGGAAGGUGAAGUUGGAGCAGCAAUAUUGGCUCUACCAGCUCAACCGGGAGGUGGAUGAGCUGGAGCACUGGAUUGCAGAGAAGGAGGUGGUGGCCGGGUCCCCUGAGCUGGGCCAGGACUUCGAGCACGUCACGGUGGGUCCAGGGGUGGGGGGGGAGGGGUUGGGGGGGGUCAACCAGAUGGUGGACGAGCUGAUCGACUACGGCCACGCCGACGCCGCCACCAUCGCCGAGUGGAAGGACGGGGUCAACGAGGCCUGGGCUGAUCUCCUGGAGCUGAUGGAGACCCGGGCCCAGAUGUUGGCGGCUUCUCACGAGCUCCACAAGUUCUUCAACGACUGCAAAGAGGUUUUGGGGCAGAUCGAGGAGAAGAAGCAACGUUUGCCCGAGUUGGUGGCCCGGGAGGGAAGAGCUUCGGCCGGGACGUUGCAACGGGCUCUGGGCGCCUUCGAGCACGACGUGGAGGUCUUGGUGACCCAAGUGAGGCAGCUCCAAGAAGGAGCUGCUCAGCUGAGGACCCUCUACGCCGGGGACAACGCCGAGGCCAUCGCUGGGAAGGAGCAGGAGGUUCUUCGGGCUUGGAAGGACCUUCUGGCCUCCUGCGACGAGUGUCGGGUCCACGUCGCCGGCGUCGCCGAGAAGAUCCGGUUCUUGGGCACCGUCAAGGACCUGCUGGGGUGGAUGGACGGGGCCCUGGGCCAGAUUGGGGCUGGGGAGAAGCCCAGGGAUGUCUCCUCAGUGGAGCUGCAGAUGAGCGACCACCAGGGGCUGAAGAACGAGAUGGAAGCUCGGGAGAAGAACAUCAACUCCUGCCUGGAGAUGGGCAAGAACCUCAUCCUGGCCAAGAACCCGGCAGCUGAGGAGAUCAAAGCCCACAUGGAGAAGCUGUUGGCCAAGAAGAAGGAGCUGGUGGAGAAGUGGGAGAAGCACUGGGAGUGGCUGCAGCAAAUGCUGGAGGUCCACCAGUUUGCCCAGGAGGCCGUGGUGGCCGAGGCCUGGCUGACAGCCCAGGAGCCCCUGGUGAGGAGCCAAGAGCUGGGGAGCAGCGUGGAUGAGGUGGAGCAGCUGCUGAGGAGACACGAGGCCUUUCGCCGCGCGGCCGCCGCCUGGGAGGAGAAGUUCAGCUCCUUGAGGCGUCUCACCACGAUCGAGAAGCUGAAGGCCGAGCAGGCCCCCCAGCCCCCCACCCCCCUCCUCAGCCGAAAAUUCUUGGGGGACCCCCCGGGAGCUCCAGCCCCAGGAGGCCCCCAAACCCCCCGCCACGACCCGCGCGUCGCCCACGUCCGCCACGAGCUGUCCUGGGUCAACCUCUACUGUGUCCUGAGCAAAGGUGACCUGGGCUUCUACAAGGACGCCAAGGGCCACGCAGCUGGAACCACCCAUGGUGGAGAACCUCUCCUCAACCUCCACCACUCCACCAGUGAGGUGGCCAAUGACUACAAGAAGAAGAAGAACGUCUUCAAACUCAA
This is a messenger RNA of Chaetura pelagica (chimney swift), 1781 nucleotides long. RefSeq names its product spectrin beta chain, non-erythrocytic 4-like. Gene Ontology annotation, molecular function: phospholipid binding; actin filament binding. The record is from RefSeq and is a predicted model, not a curated record. NCBI's taxonomy places the organism in Eukaryota, Metazoa, Chordata, Aves, Apodiformes, Apodidae. Gene Ontology annotation, biological process: actin cytoskeleton organization. The transcript is spliced from 9 exons. Gene Ontology annotation, cellular component: cortical actin cytoskeleton; cell projection; cell junction. The annotation marks the transcript as partial.